Messenger RNA from Triticum urartu, 1812 nucleotides. Its product is annotated as AT-hook motif nuclear-localized protein 1. Lineage: Eukaryota; Viridiplantae; Streptophyta; Magnoliopsida; Poales; Poaceae. The record is from RefSeq and is a predicted model, not a curated record. Gene Ontology annotation, molecular function: minor groove of adenine-thymine-rich DNA binding.
CCCGUCUCCCUCCCCCAGUUUUACUCCCAGAUCGAUUUUUCUUUCCACGCGCAAAUCCGCCUCCGCUUUCCCCAUUUUCCCUGCGUAUUUUAUUGAGUCUCGAUUUCCUCGAUUAGUUUUUGAAGUGCAGAGGUGGUUCACGUACAACCGCCGCUAACCGCGCGCGCGCGCUGCCCGGAGCGACGACGCGCGGCGCGGGCCGGCCGAGGAGAGCGCGCCGGAUUCGUGCGGUGGCCUGACCUAGGGUUUCGCCGCGAGAUGGACGGCCGGGAUCAGCCGCAGCAGCAGCAGACGCCGCUGCCGCUGCCGCUGCCGCCGCCGCCGCAGCAGACGACGCCACCGCCGACGCCGCAGACGCAGACGCCGCGCGUGAGCUCGCCGCCGCCGGUGGCCCCCGGCGUCAUGAUGCCGCAGCACGCCUACGGCGCGAUGCCGCCGGGCUCCGCGAGCGUCAUGCACGGGAUGCCGCUCGCCUUCAACCCCAUGGCGUCGCCCGGGGCCUCGCAGGCGGCAUUGAAGCCCGCGGACAUGCCGCCGCUCGCCAUGUACCGGCCCGAUUCCACCCCGCCGGGCAUGCCGCAGUCCGUCGGCGGCGGCGGUGGCGCCCUGGUGGUCAGCGUCAGCGGCAGCGGCAGCGGCGGGGAGCUCGUGAAGAAGAAGAGGGGAAGGCCGAGGAAGUACGGGCCGGACGGGACCAUGGGCUCGGCGGUGAAGGCCGAGGCGGGCGGGCAGUCUGGUGGCGCGGGCUCCAACUCGAAUCCUGACGGGAAGCGCAGAGGACGGCCCCCGGGAUCUGGCAAAAAGAAACAGCUCGAUGCCUUAGGUUCAGCUGGGACAUCAUUUACUCCUCACAUAAUAACUGUCAAGCCUAAUGAGGAUGUUGCUUCGAAAAUAAUGUCUUUUUCACAACAAGGCCCACGUACUACAUGUAUAAUCUCAGCAAACGGUGCGCUGUGCACAGCAACACUCCGUCAACCAGCAACCUCUGGUGGCAUAGUGACAUAUGAGGGCCACUUUGAUAUUCUCUCUCUGUCGGGCUCAUUUCUGCUGGCAGAGGAUGGUGACACUCGUAGCAGGACAGGUGGUCUGAGUGUUGCUCUGGCUGGAAGCGAUGGGCGUAUUGUAGGAGGUUGUGUUGCAGGAAUGCUUAUGGCUGCAACGCCUGUCCAGGUUGUGGUGGGCAGCUUCAUCGCCGAAGGUAACAAAAAGCCCAAGGAAGAACAACCGAAACGCGAGCCAACAUCUGCGCCGAUGCUUACAUCUGCGCCGAUGCAGACGCCUGCUGGCUUCGGUGCAGCCUCAGCUGCUGCUACGCCAUCAGAUGGAACAUCAAGUGACCAUUCUGAUGACCCAGGGAGCCCUAUGGGACCCAACGGUAGCACGUUCAACAAUGCAGGCCAUCCGACACACGCUUCAUAUGCUCCGGUGGGCUGGUCCCUCUCCGGGAACCAAGGCCGCUACGACCCAGACAUGAAGAUGGUGACCGACUAAUGGCUCCCCGAUUUGCAGCAGCUUUAUUCUCUAGUAUUUGACCUAGUAGAGUGUAGGGUUUCCUGCACCGGCGCCAACAAUUCAUUGUCGGCCAAUAAUCCGGUGUGCUAGAGGUAGUCGGAGAGCCUUUCAUGGAAGGCCUGAGGAGCAAAAAUAAGUAGCAUUGUCUUGCCCUGUUAAUGUUGCUUUUAGUUUGUAUCUCUUAUCUGCUUUCUCAGUUAGUAGCUUAUGCUUGGAGUUGUUAUAUCCUAAUCAACGGUUUCUAUUACCCAUGAAUUUGUAUUUCAGUCUAGUAUCUGCAUGCACCAGUUUUGAAUGCCA